UACGGCCUCUGGGGCGUGCUGCCCGUCGGGCCCUACAAGUCGAAGCGCACCGCGCCCGCCGAGGCCGUCGUCCCGGGGCGGAUCUGGACCUUCGACCAAAAGUUCGGCAUCCUCAACGUGCAGGUGCCGAGCCGCAUGGUCGUCGUCAAGCUCUCGGAGAAGUCCGGCGGCGGCCUCUUCGUCUACAACCCCAUCGCGGCGACGCGGGAAUUGGUCAGUAUGGUCCGCGACCUGGAAAAGCAGCACGGCCCGGUCCGCCACGUCGUCCUCGGCACGGUGGCCAUCGAGCACAAGACCUACUGCGGCGUCUUCGCGUCCAAGUUCCCCAAGGCGACGGUCUGGGUCCAGCCGGGCCAGUACGCCGUGCCCGUGAACCUGCCGAACCCGCUGCUCGGGUUCCCCCUCGGCCGGACGAAGACGCUGCCGGCGUCCGCGGAAGAAACACCCUGGGUCGCGGACCUGGACAUGAAGACGCUGGGCCCCUUCAUCUCGCGCGACGGCGCCUUCGGCGAGACGGCCUUCCUCCACCGGGCGUCGAAGACGCUCCUCGUGACGGACACGGUCGUCCGGGUCUCGGAGGAGAUCCCGCCCAUCUUCCUCCUCGACGACGAGGCGAAGAGGCCCCUGCUCUACCACGCGCGCGACACGAUCCUCCAGCCCGUCGACAAGAACAACGUCGACGAGCUCAGACGCGGCUGGCGCCGCGUGCAGCUCUUCGGGUUGUACUUCAUGCCGGCGGCCAUCGCGGUCCACUCCGUGAACCAGGCCGUCGAGGAGCGGCGGCCGGACGUGAACCCGGACUUCGCGGGCAUCUACCCCUGGGACUGGGUCGGCGACGACGGGCGGGCCUUCGCGGCGCUCAGAGGCUCGCGGAAGGACGGGCUGCUCGUGGCCCCGAUCCUCCAGACGCUCAUCCUGAACCGGAACCCCGUGGAGACCCUGGACUGGGCCGACGCCGUGGCGACGUGGGACUUCAAGCGCGUCAUCCCCGCGCACCUGAAGAACGACGUAGCGGCCGACGGCGCCGCGUUCCGCCGCGCGUUCGGCUUCCUCGAGGAG
Messenger RNA from Aureococcus anophagefferens, 1059 nucleotides. RefSeq lists its product as hypothetical. The annotation marks the transcript as partial. The transcript has a single exon. The record is from RefSeq and is a predicted model, not a curated record. NCBI's taxonomy places the organism in Eukaryota, Pelagophyceae, Pelagomonadales, Pelagomonadaceae.